AGCUUCCAGCACCCUUGCCCGCCUCGCUCUCCCUCGCUCUCUCCAUCCUGCGAGCUGGCCCAUAUCGACCGUGCCCAAUCGAUGCGCUUGGCCGCUCUCCUCGUCGGCAUGCUGGCGGCUCGCACGCGCGCGCUGCACCUCGUGCACAUGUCGCGCCGCCCCGGCUCGCGCCUGCUCGGCCCGGCUGCCAGCCUGCGCGCCGGCAUGCCGGGCGCCUCGGCCGGCUGCGCCUCGGCGGCGGCGCGGCGCGAGGCGCCGGCGCUGAGCUCUUCCGAAGGUAUCAGCGGGCUGCGGGUGCUCAACACUCUGACGGGCCAGCUGGAGCCCUUUGUGCCGAUCGACCCGGACCGAGUGAAGUGGUACACGUGCGGCCCCACUGUCUACGACGCGGCGCACCUCGGCCACGCACGCAACUACAUGGGGUUCGACAUCGUGCGGCGCGUGCUCUGCGACUACUUUGGGCUGGCCGUCAUGUUUGUGAUGAACAUCACCGACAUUGACGACAAGAUCAUCCUCCGCACCCACCGCAACCACCUCGAGGCGAUGGCGGCGCUGGUCGCCGCUGCAGCGGCGGAGGCGGCGGAGGCGGCCGGGGCAGCGGCGCUGCGCGAGGCGGUGGAGGCGGCGGAGGCGGCGCUGGCGGCGCCCAAGCCGACGCUUCUGGAGCUGGUCGGAGCGCAGACCGCGCUGCGCGACGCCGCCGCCGCCGCCGGCAUGGCCUCUCCGCCGGCGGUGUGCGACGUGCAGACGGCGUUUGUGAAGCUGACCCUCGAGCAGGAGGCGUCCUUCUUCGAGGACAUGGCGGCGCUCAACGUGCGUCCGCCCGACGCGGUGACGCGCGUCACCGACUACGUUCCCGAGAUCGUCUCUUACAUCGAGACGAUUGCGCGGAACGGGUACUGCUACGAGGCAAACGGCUCCGUCUACUUUGACACGGCCGCCUUCACCUCGUCGGAGGGCAAGGUGUACGGCAAGCUCGUCGACGCCUCUGCGCUGGCGGACAAGGAGCUCCUCGCCGAGGGGGAGGGCGCCCUCUCCGCCUCGAGUGCCGAGGCAGACAAGCGGCACCCCUCCGACUUUGCGCUCUGGAAGGCGUCCAAGCCGGGCGAGCCGGCGUGGCCGUCCCCGUGGGGGGAGGGGAGGCCGGGGUGGCACAUCGAGUGCUCGGCGAUGAUGUCCGACCUGCUGGGCGGCGAGGUGGACAUCAACGCGGGCGGGAUCGACCUCAAGUUCCCGCACCACGAGAACCAGAUGGCGCAGGUCGAGGCGCACUACGACUGCUGCAAGGCGUGCAACUACUUUUGGCACUCUGGCCACCUGUCCAUCGACGGGCUCAAGAUGUCGAAGAGCCUCAAGAACUUCAUCACCAUCCGCGAGGCGCUCGAGACCUACUCGGCGCGCCAGCUCCGCUUCCUCUUCCUCCUCCAAAAGUACCACCAGCCGAUGGAGUACUCGCAAAACAGCAUGGCCGCCGCCGCCGACCUCGAGCGCCGCUUUGGCGCCUUCGAGGCGGCGCUCGCGGCGCGGCUGCGCGAGGCGGACACGGCGGCCGACGCCGCGCCGCAGGAGGUGCUGCACCGGUGGGGCGAUCAGGAGCGGCGCCUCAACGACGCCCUCGUCGACAAGCGCGCGGCGGUGCACGCGGCGCUGCUCGACUGCAUCGACACGCCGAGCGCGGUCAAGCGGCUCGAGCAGCUGAUCCGCGCGGCCAACUCGUACAUGGGCGAGGUGCCGCAGCCGCAGCGCGGCGCGACGCUCCUGCACGCCGUCGCCCGCUACUACAGGCGCGUGAUGGGCGCGUUCGGGGUCGAGACGGCGCUGGACGCUGCAGGGGCAGCAGGCUCGGCUGACUCGGCGACGCCGCUGCAGCUGACCGAGGCGGUGAGCAGCUUCCGCGACACGGUGCGCUCCAUCGCCAUCGAGGCGAAGCGGUCGGGCGGCGAGGGCGCCGGCUUGGCCGACGAGGCGCUCGGGGUUCGGAUCGAGGACCGGCCGUCGGGCGUGGCGCAGUUUGCGAUCGACGAGCCGCAGCGGGUGCUCGCUGAGGCGGCGCGGCGGCGCGAGGCGGCGGCGCAGGCCGAGGCGGCCAAGGCGGCGCGCGCUGCCGACCAGGCGGCGCGUGAGGCGGCCGAGGCGGCGCGCGCUUCUGUGCCGCCGUCGGAGAUGUUUUCGCCGGCGCACGACGGGCUGUUUGGGCGGGAGAGCAGCUACGGCGCACUCGACGCCGAGGGCAUCCCGCUCGAGGACGCGACGGGCGAGCCGCUCUCAAAGUCGCAGCGCAAGAAGCUGGUCAAGCUCGCGCAAAAGCAGGCCAAGCUAGUCGAGGCCGCGGGGAGGCGGUGACGGCGCGGGCGGCGGCGCGUUGUGUAUUUGGAGGCGGCAGGCUGGAAGGAGGAGGGUCCGGGGAGAGGGACGCGAGACGCGUUGGGAUCGGUACUAGCGGGCCGGGCCUAUUUUUUUGUGCUAGUGUGUGGUGGAGAGAGGGCGUCCAAGAGGAAGGUCGUCGAGUGUCGACAAAUGGCCUGAGGUCGUUUUUCGUAUGGUGGCCUCGGUGCCCCAAAGACGUACU
Molecule: messenger RNA, 2569 nt
Organism: Emiliania huxleyi CCMP1516
Lineage: Eukaryota; Haptophyta; Isochrysidales; Noelaerhabdaceae
Product: cysteine--tRNA ligase
Exons: 3
Coding region: 82-2343 (753 amino acids)
Biological process (GO): cysteinyl-tRNA aminoacylation
Cellular component (GO): cytoplasm
Molecular function (GO): cysteine-tRNA ligase activity; ATP binding
Source: RefSeq, a predicted model, not a curated record